UUAGGCAGUACAAAUCCUCAGUGGGGACCAUUUUCCGCACCUGAGAAGAGCUGAGAAGACUAUCCUGGCUGUAUGGCUGAAGGAACUUUGAAGAUGAAGCUAUCCCUCAAUAUCUUCUUCUUUGGAUGGUGGUUGGCCAGGCAAUGUUGGACCUCUACAGGUCAAAUUCUUUCCACACCUUUGAUAUCUACCAACUUCAACAGGAUGGUUGCUUUGGGAGAAAAGGUCACUAUCACCUGCAGAAGCCAGGAUGAUGUUCAUGGAACAUUCUAUCUCACCCGAUAUAAAAGCUUAAGUGAUCAUGGGGAAACUGUAGAAACUAAGAAGGCUGAAUUAUUCAAUCAGACUGAAUUUUUCUUCCCACAUCUUAGCAAUUCACAGGGAGGCAUCUACAGCUGCAGAUUUUGCCUGGAUGAAUGGGAAUGCUCAACUUUAAGUAAUAUAAUCUAUCUCAACCUAACAGAUCACAGCCUGGCCAAGCCUUUCAUCCAGAUUUUAAAUACAUAUCAUCCAUACUUCGAUGUACAGUGUGAGGGGAGAGAACCUCGUCUAACAUUUGCUCUUAUGAGCUCAAGCCAGCAGAUAGGUUACAAGUCUGCAGAGCCAGGGGAAAAGAAAGUGGUUUUUCCACUCAGCUCCUUGAGGUUGAAAAAGGCAGAACGUUAUACCUGCCAGUACCACCGGGAAAGCAGCCCCUUUGUCUGGUCAGUGCCAAGUGACCCGCUGGAGUUGCCUUUGAGAGAUCCUGAGAGUAUGAAUCCCACCAUGAAGACGAUACCUGGAGGGGACAAUGCUUCAGGUCUUCUUCAACCAUACUUAUGGGCAGGCAUUGGGGUGAGCGUUUUCCUGCUUGUCGUGUUGCUGCUGGCUGUGGUACUGUACAGAAAAAGGAGAAGAAGUUCCCAAACCAAUGAACGUAAUCCAGCAAUAAAUCUGUCUUCUGAUGUUGAAGAACAUCCGGAUGAAGUCUCCUAUGCUAUUCUGAAUCACCAGCCACAGAAAACCCAACAGGCAACCGAUCCUAGGCAAACCUCUGAAACUUGUUUAUAUGCAUCAGUGGUCAAAAAUACAGGUUUUCAGCCAUAUAUAUCAUAAAACUUUGGGAGGACUCCUGAGAUGAGUACAUGCAAGAACGGCUUAUUUUUAUUUUCCUGCCAAUGUGUAAUUAUAGAUGCCAAUUAUAAGGACCGCAUCAUAGUGGGGGCUCCAGAAAUGAGGUCAUCAGAAUGGUUUUGACUUUGUUUCUUAGCAUUGAGGCACAGGCUCUUACAAUCAUCACUCUCCCCAUCCAUUGUUAACCAAAGCUGAAGGAAAGUGUUGACACUGAAAUCUACUCCUAGUCUGUAACAAUGGCUCCUUCCUAUAUGCUUUUAUUUGGCAUUGCCCGAGUAUUUAUUUAUCUCAAUCCUGUAUUAGACAGGAAAAUCCUGUAGUUGAGACUCACACUGUUGUACUGUCCAUCGUGCAGCAUUGCUAGGCUUCUAUUCCUCUCCUCAGAAGUUCUUGUCUAUGCUGGUGUUUCAAUUUUUUUAUUGCAUUUGACCAAUCACCUGACAUUUCCUUGGAGGGCUGAGAGGGAAUCCCCUUGUGGAGU
This is a messenger RNA of Pseudonaja textilis, 1594 nucleotides long. Its product is annotated as osteoclast-associated immunoglobulin-like receptor. The record is from RefSeq and is a predicted model, not a curated record. Gene Ontology annotation, biological process: immune response-regulating signaling pathway. NCBI's taxonomy places the organism in Eukaryota, Metazoa, Chordata, Lepidosauria, Squamata, Elapidae.